UCUCAUGCGCACGGAACCUUCAAGAAUCCAGAUCAGAUCAAAGUAAUAAAAGGAAAAGAAAAGGAAAAAAAAAUCUUCAAAUCAUUGUUCAAUAUUUUCUUAUUUUCUUAACUAAGGAAGCUAAACAAAAGCGAGAAGUGGAUAGAUUCGAACCACCAUCAACAACAUCAACACAGAUCCAUUUUCCUUCACUUUCCGGCAAAACCCCCUAUUUCCCGAGAAAACCGUACAUGGUCGUGUCACGCGUAUCGAAUUGAUCGAUCAUUGCAAUUGCGCGUGAGAUGUACAACCCGGCGGCGGCGAGUAGGAGCGUCCUGGCGUCGCGGACGAGUUCGCGUUCGGUGACGGAGACGGUGAACGGUUCACACAAGUUCGUGAUCAAGGGUUACUCUCUUGCCAAGGGAAUCGGCGUCGGAAAACACAUCGCGAGCGAGACUUUCACCGUCGGAGGAUACCAGUGGGCGAUUUACUUCUAUCCCGACGGCAAGAAUCCUGAAGACAACUCUGCCUAUGUCUCCGUUUUCAUUGCGCUCGCUUCCGAAGGCACCGACGUUCGCGCGCUCUUCGAACUCACCUUGCUAGACCAGAGCGGCAACGGCAAGCACAAGGUGCACAGCCACUUCGAUCGCUCGCUCGAGAGUGGGCCCUACACUCUCAAAUAUCGAGGCAGCAUGUGGGGUUAUAAGAGAUUUUUUAAACGGGCUCAACUUGAGGCUUCAACGUUCCUGAAGGACGACUGCUUGAAGAUAAACUGCACUGUCGGUGUGGUGGUCUCAUCCAUUGAUUGUUCUAAAUUAAACACAAUACAGGUUCCUGAGUCUGACAUUGGGUCACAUUUCGGAAUGCUGUUAGAGAAUGAGGAGGGAUCAGAUGUUACUUUCUCUGUAGGUGGAGAAAGGUUUCAUGCUCAUAAACUUGUAUUGGCUGCUCGAUCAACUGCAUUUGAAACUGAAUUUUUCAAUGGGAUGGAGGAGGAUGAGCGGGAUAUAGUUGUUACUGACAUGGAACCUAAGGUUUUCAAGGCUUUACUUCAUUUUAUUUAUAGAGACUCUCUAAUACACGAUAGAGAGCUUUAUAAGUCACGUUCAUCACUGUAUUCUUCGGUAUCUGAAACAUUUCCUGCAAAGUUGUUAGCAGCUGCAGAAAAGUUUGAUUUAUCAAGACUUAAGCUGAUGUGUGAAUCUGUACUUUGUAAAGACAUUUCUAUAGAUUCUGUAGCCUAUAUUCUGGCUCUUGCUGAUCGCUAUCAUGCUACAGAGUUGAAGUCUGUCUGUCUACAGUUUUCUGCUGAAAACCUUGUUGCUGUGAUGCAAUCUGAUGGUUUUGAAUAUCUUAAGGAAAAUUGUCCAUUACUGCAAUCGGAACUGCUAAAGACUGUGGCGGGAUGUGAGGAGGAAUUUAGUGGAGAAGGAAAAUGUCGAAGUGUCUGGGCCCAGUUUUCUGAUGGUGGUGACACCAAUGACAGGAGUGUAAGACAACAAACCUGGGAGAAUGGAGUUGACAGGAGUCAAAGCUUAUGGGUUCAUCUUUCUGAUGGUGUUAACAACAAUGACAGGAGUCCAGGGCAAGAACCGUGACAAGGGAUUCGAUGGGGACAAGUUAAUUGGUCCUUGGUAGAAGACCAGCCUGUGCAGGGAUUUCACUGCAUGAAGCAUUGUUUUUCUUUUCAAUUUUUAUGGGGGUUGACUGGUGGAGAAUAGCAGAUUUGUCUUGUAACGUUAGUGAUGUAUCUUCUAACAUCAAUGAAUGGUAGCAGUUAACAUAAUGAGAUGAAGUGACAAUUUAGAUCUUUUCUGUCAGUUUGGUGAACUCGCGACAAUUCAUGCAUGAAUGCUGUAUCUUUUACACAGUUGGAAUCUUCAUCCUUGUGAAUUGUCAAGCAUA
Messenger RNA from Vigna umbellata (rice bean), 1884 nucleotides. Its product is annotated as BTB/POZ and MATH domain-containing protein 4-like. The record is from RefSeq and is a predicted model, not a curated record. Lineage: Eukaryota; Viridiplantae; Streptophyta; Magnoliopsida; Fabales; Fabaceae. Gene Ontology annotation, molecular function: protein binding. Gene Ontology annotation, biological process: protein ubiquitination.